Messenger RNA from Oncorhynchus keta (chum salmon), 2303 nucleotides. RefSeq lists its product as uncharacterized. The record is from RefSeq and is a predicted model, not a curated record. NCBI's taxonomy places the organism in Eukaryota, Metazoa, Chordata, Actinopteri, Salmoniformes, Salmonidae. The coding region runs from base 208 to 1161 and encodes 317 amino acids. The transcript has 2 exons.
CUGGAUUGUACAAUAUAUUUUUUUGUUAUUUUUUUAAAUUCUUUAUCUCUGUCAAAUUGGUUGUUGAUCAUUGCUAGACGGCCAUUUUCAGGUCUUGUCACGUCAUCAUGUAUCCAACAUAUCAAUGAUUAAUUCAGAGCUAUAUACAGGUGGUACCAGUACCAGGUCAAUGUGGAGCUAUAUACAGGUGGUACCAGUACCAGGUCAAUGUGGAGCUAUAUACAGGAAGUACCAGUACCAGGUCAAUGUGGAGCUAUAUACAGGUGGUACCAGUACCAGGUCAAUGUGGAGCUAUAUACAGGAAGUGCCAGGUCAAUGUGGAGCUAUAUACAGGAAGUACCAGGUCAAUGUGGAGCUAUAUACAGGAAGUACCAGGUCAAUGUGGAGCUAUAUACAGGAAGUACCAGGUCAAUGUGGAGCUAUAUACAGGUGGUACCAGUACCAGGUCAAUGUGGAGCUAUAUACAGGUGGUACCAGUACCAGGUCAAUGUGGAGCUAUAUACAGGAAGUACCAGUACCAGGUCAAUGUGGAGCUAUAUACAGGAAGUACCAGGUCAAUGUGGAGCUAUAUACGGGUGGUACCAGUACCAGGUCAAUGUGGGGCUAUAUACAGGAAGUACCAGUACCAGGUCAAUGUGGAGCUAUAUACAGGUGGUACCAGUACCAGGUCAAUGUGGAGCUAUAUACAGGAAGUACCAGUACCAGGUCAAUGUGGAGCUAUAUACAGGAAGUACCAGGUCAAUGUGGAGCUAUAUACAGGAAGUACCAGGUCAAUGUGGAGCUAUAUACAGGUGGUACCAGUGCCAGGUCAAUGUGGAGCUAUAUACAGGUGGUACCAGUACCAGGUCAAUGUGGAGCUAUAUACAGGAAGUACCAUAUCAAUGUGGAGCUAUAUACAGGAAGUACCAGAUCAAUGUGGAGCUAUAUACAGGGGGUACCAGAUCAAUGUGGAGCUAUAUACAGGAAGUACCAGAUCAUUGUGGAGCUAUAUACAGGGAGUACCAGAUCAAUGUGGAGCUAUAUACAGGGACUACCAGUACCAGAUCCAUGUGGAGCUAUAUACAGGAAGUACCAGAUCAAUGUGGAUCUAUAUACAGGGGGUACCGGUACCAGAUCAAUGUGGAUCUAUAUACAGGGGGUACCAGUACCAGAUCAAUGUGAAGCUAUAGUACCGGUACCCCCUGUAUAAAUCAAUGUGGAGCUACGAAUGGGGUUACCAGUACCAGAUCAAUGUGGAGCUGUAUACAGGAAUAAAAACUCCCUAGAAAGGCCAGAACCUAGGAAGAAACCUAGAGAGGAACCAGUCUAUGAGGGGUGGCCAGUCCUCUUCUGGCUGUGCCGGGUGGAGAUUAUAACAGAACAUGGCCAAGAUGUUCAAAUGUUCCUAGAUGACCAGCAGGGUCAGAUAAUAAUAAUCACAGAUGUACAUGAAGGCAGGGUAAAGUGACUAGGCAUCAGGAUAGAUAAUAAGGUAUUUGAGGUAGAUAUGUACAUGAAGGCAGGGUAAAGUGACUAGGCAUCAGGAUAGAUAGAUAAUAAGGUACUUGAGGUAGAUAUGUACAUGAAGGAGGGUAAAGUAACUAGGCAUCAGGAUAGAUAAUAAUAAGGUAUUUGAGGUAGAUAUGUACAUGAAGGCAGGGUAAAGUGACUGGGCAUCAGGAUAGAUAAUAAGGUAUUUGAGGUAGAUAUGUACAUGAAGGCAGGGUAAAGUGAGUAGGCAUCAGGAUAGAUAAUAGGGUAUUUGAGGUAGAUAUGUACAUGAAGGCAGGGUAAAGUGACUAGGCAUCAGGAUAGAUAAUAAGGUAUUUGAGGUAGAUACAGUUGAAGUCGGGAAGUUGACAUACACCUUAGCCAAAUACAUUUAAACUCAGUUUUUUACAAUAACCAAUAGUCUGAGUACAAUAAUCAGAGAAAGUAAAAUAACAUUGUCACGACUUGGUCAUAGUAUUUUGUGUUUUCCUUAAUUAUUUGUUCAGGCCAGGGUGUGACAUGGGUUUAUUGUGUUGUCUUAUUGGGAUUUUUGUAGGCAUUGGGAUUGUGGUUUAUUAGGGGUGUCUAGCAUAGGCUUGGCUGCCUGAGGCGGUUCUCAAUCAGAGUCAGGUGAUUUCUCGUUGUCUCUGAUUGGGAACCAUAUUUAGGUAGCCGGGGUUUCACUUUGUAUUUCGUGGGUGAUUGAUCCUGUCUCUGUGUAGUGUUCACCAGAUAGGCUGUAAUUAGGUUUCACAUUCCGUUUGUUGUUUUUGUAUUUAUUAAGUUAUUUCAUGUAUCGUCAUUUGUUUCAUUAAAGACAUGAGUAACCACCA